AUGCUGCGAAUCAGCCGCGCGCUCCUGGCGGAGGUGACGACCAUAAACAGCACCACUGCAUCUGUGAGCGGUCGUCUCAUUCGCAUUCGAAAGAAGAGCAAGUGGAUCGAUCGACGUAGCACGCGUGUGCCGCACAACGGCAAGGACAUUUGGUACUUUGGCGAUCAGCCCAGCUGCGCGCUGUGCCAUGUGCGGUUUCGCUUCAAGCAGGACUACGAGGCACACAAAGAGAGCGAGCUGCAUGUGAACCGUCUUCGGUGGGUUGAGACGAUGGACUGGUGGAGGGAGACGGGUGAACCAGCCUACCUCAAGGCGUCCAACGAGGAGUGGGAGUGGUUUGAGCAGCAUGUGUUGCCCACAAAGGCGCAGGAGAUGGGCUGCACUCUAGACGAGGCGCGGCGCGUGUACCGGCAGGCUACCAUGACAGAGACCCCAACGUGGCACCGACUGCUUCAAUGCCCUACCGUGAGGCAGGAGGUGAAGGAGCCUCGUGAUCAGCGAUGGCCGGCUUCUCCGAAGUGGUAA
Molecule: messenger RNA, 525 nt
Organism: Leishmania braziliensis MHOM/BR/75/M2904
Lineage: Eukaryota; Euglenozoa; Kinetoplastea; Trypanosomatida; Trypanosomatidae
Exons: 1
Coding region: 1-525 (174 amino acids)
Source: RefSeq, a predicted model, not a curated record